Messenger RNA from Tetrahymena thermophila SB210, 675 nucleotides. Its product is annotated as glutathione S-transferase, amine-terminal domain protein. The record is from RefSeq and is a predicted model, not a curated record. Gene Ontology annotation, biological process: glutathione metabolic process. Gene Ontology annotation, molecular function: glutathione transferase activity. Lineage: Eukaryota; Ciliophora; Oligohymenophorea; Hymenostomatida; Tetrahymenidae. The transcript has 2 exons.
AUGGCUACUCUUGGUUAUUGGGAUAUUAGAGGUUUGGCUGAACCAAUACGUCUUUUGCUUUCUUAUUUGAAAGUCCCUUAUACCGAUAAAUUGUACUAAUUCGAUAACAGUGAAUGGGUUGAAUAAGAUAAACAAAAUUUUGAUCAUAGCUUUCCUAACUUACCUUACUACAUUGAUGGAGAUAUUAAGAUAGUUUAAUCAUCAGCUAUACCUAUAUACAUCAUCAAAAAAAAUAACAGAUACGAUUUAAUUGGCUAAAAUAUUGACGGAACCUUUAAUUAAAGAGAGAUUAAAGUGAUUGAAAUGGUUGGGGUAGUUAAUGAUAUUAGAACUUAAAUUAUUAGACUUUGCUUUAAUCCUGAAUUUAAAAAAUUGAGAGAAAAUUAUUUUGCAACUAACAUUUCGGGAUUGUUGAAUAAAGUUGUAGAGUUUUUAGGACAAAAAGAAUUCCUCCUUGACACCCUAACAUAUGCUGACUUUAUUUUCUAUGAUACAAUAAUACUUCUUUCUUAUCUAUAUCCUUAAUCUUAAUGCAAAGCAUUAACUGACUACGCCAAAAGAUUUGAAAACAUCGACGGAAUUAAGUAGUAUGUAGAGACUCCUCACUCAUAUGAUAAAUUAUUCUUUCACAAAACCUAUGCAAGUUGGUCAGGUCCUAAUUCUGAUUAAUUUUGA